UUCGGUUUGCAUAAAGAGAAACUGAACAACUGGAUCAUGGCAGCUAGUAUAAGAAAAUUUUCAGCUUGCCUGUUCAGAACACAGUUAUGUCAACACAGGACGCUUGUUGGAUACAAGAAGAAUUCUUAUACAGCCGUAAAUUACCUGAGAAAUUCUGCACAGUGUUACACAUUAAAUAUGUGUAAAAAUUAUACAACAAGUAGAACUCUCUUGUGUGAUGAGGUGAAAAAAGCCCAGGGUUCAAAGAGGACCGGAGAACCAACCAUUUUCUCCAAGAUUGUUGAUAAGUCAAUCCCGGCAGAUAUCAUAUACGAAGAUGAACUGUGCCUGGCUUUCCAAGAUGUUUCACCACAGGCCCCUGUCCACUUUUUAGUGAUACCAAAGUCCCCAAUACCAGGAAUCAGUGAUGUACACAUACAGGAUAAAGAGCUUUUAGGACACCUUUUACUUACUGCCAAGAAAGUUGCAGAGCAGGAAAAUCUAUCGAAUGGAUACAGACUAGUAAUUAACGAUGGACCAGAUGGUGCCCAGUCAGUACAUCAUCUUCACAUACAUGUGAUGGGAGGCAGACAGAUGAACUGGCCACCUGGAUGACAUCUUUAGAUGUUUAAAAAUCAAACAUGUUAAUAAAAUUAUUACAUGUAUUUGGGUU
Molecule: messenger RNA, 652 nt
Organism: Saccostrea cuccullata (small rock oyster)
Lineage: Eukaryota; Metazoa; Mollusca; Bivalvia; Ostreida; Ostreidae
Exons: 5
Coding region: 37-594 (185 amino acids)
Cellular component (GO): mitochondrion; cytoplasm
Molecular function (GO): hydrolase activity
Source: RefSeq, a predicted model, not a curated record